UCAUACGCCCAACGCCGCGUAAAACACAUUCAACAUCACAGUUUCAAGUUUCAACUUAAAAAAAAUACAAUUAUCGAUUUUGAAUCUUGUGUGAGCGAGUGAUGUUGUUGUAAAAAAAUUGAAAAAUCCAAAUUGUAGGCUGGAACAUCAUGACAGCAUUGAUCGGAUAACCUUUCAUUACAUUCGUCUUACGUAAGCCAGCAUCAAAAGCAACGAUGGGUAAUAAAGUAUCAGCUGAAUCUAAUGUUGACAUAAAAAAUGUCCCGAACAUCGGAACACCACCUCCUGAAUGUCCCAUGCAUAAUAAAGGCAAUGCAGUGUCAACGAAAGAAGCAGGAAAACCAUCAGAAUUUUCCGUUCAAAAUGACAAAAAUACCACUGAAACGAAGAAGCCCUCGGAGUGUCCUGUGCAACACGGGAAUGAUAUCAACCCCUACAACAUGAUGCCACCUGCGAACCAGCAGCCAGCCCCAGACCAGCCAUUUUCUCUUCCCACAAACAGACAAGUGUCGUCGAUUCCUCGAGCAAUGCCUGAUGGUUCCACAGAGUUCUGGGUCUAUCCUAGUCAACAAAUGUUUUGGAAUGCAAUGAUGCGCAAAGGUUGGCGUUGGAAGGAUGAAGACAUUAAACAAAAAGAUAUGGAAGACAUUAUUCACAUUCACAAUGCUAAUAAUGAGCAGGCCUGGCAAGAAGUAUUGAAAUGGGAAGCACUACAUGCAAAGGAAUGUGGGCAUCCUAGGCUCAAAAGCUUUGGUGGUAAAGCAACUCAAUACAGUCCUAGGGCAAUCAUACGGUCUUGGCUUGGGUAUGAACUACCAUUUGACCGUCAUGAUUGGAUAGUGGACAGGUGCGGAAAAGAAGUGCGAUAUGUUAUUGACUACUAUGAUGGAGGAGAAGUUGAUAACAAGUACCAAUUUGCGCUUCUUGAUGUGAGGCCAGCAUUAGAUUCCAUAGAUAAUGUUUGGGACAGAAUGAAAGUAUUUUACAUGAGGUACCGUUACGAGUUGAUAGGAAAUAAAGAAAACCCUGAACUGACCAAUUGAGGUUCCUAGCCUUUGGGUUUAUGGCCAAAACAUAUGUAGAUCUACAUCAUUGUUUCGUGGGGUUCUUCUGUCGACUACAGAUGUCACUGCUGUAACUCUUUGUGAUUGUAUUUUAUUGUUUUGAUUGUAAUGUAUGUAUUGAAAUUGUUUUUCAAUUGUCCUUACUUUUAAAUCUCAAAAACUUGGCGCUUCUUCAGUAUUUUGUAGAAAUUUAUAUAAUUUAUUAUUAAUUCUUUGA
Ostrinia furnacalis (Asian corn borer) is the source of this 1281-nucleotide messenger RNA. RefSeq names its product Cytochrome c heme lyase (gene Cchl). Gene Ontology annotation, molecular function: holocytochrome-c synthase activity. Gene Ontology annotation, biological process: cytochrome c-heme linkage. The record is from RefSeq and is a predicted model, not a curated record. Gene Ontology annotation, cellular component: mitochondrion. NCBI's taxonomy places the organism in Eukaryota, Metazoa, Arthropoda, Insecta, Lepidoptera, Crambidae. Bases 216 to 1043 code for a protein of 275 amino acids. The transcript is spliced from 5 exons.